Messenger RNA from Lichtheimia ornata, 1389 nucleotides. RefSeq lists its product as uncharacterized. NCBI's taxonomy places the organism in Eukaryota, Fungi, Mucoromycota, Mucoromycetes, Mucorales, Lichtheimiaceae. Bases 1 to 1389 code for a protein of 462 amino acids. The transcript has 2 exons. The record is from RefSeq and is a predicted model, not a curated record.
AUGCCUACUGCUACAACAACAGCUCACGGCUAUUCCUCCAUCUCUUUGGCAUCCGAUCUCUAUGGCCAUCAUUCUGUAGACUCACAACGAGUCUCCAUGUCUUCACUCAUAGACCCACACCAACACAAUGAUCAACAACAACAACAACAGCAACAUCAUCACCAUCAUCAUCCUCAUCGUCGCUCAUCACCUACAGGCUCCUGUCAUCAUUUACAACAAUGCCCACUCACCGAAGAAAAUUUAAAGCAGCAUACAUUAAAGGCAUCACUCGGUCGAGAAGGACGACAUAGACGUGUAAAAUACUACAUUGAAUCACAAAUCCGCUUAUUGCGCUUGCAAGCGGAUCUAGAAGGUCGUCGAAUGGCUGAAAUGCGUUCACUCGUACCACUUGAUACACCAUCUUUGGAAGACGAGGUCAUUGUGCUUGAAGAUGACUAUGACCUAUCAUUACAACAACAACCUAAUGAAAUUAUUGAUCACACCAAAUCAAGUCCACAACAACAGCAUCGUCGUAAGAAAAGAUUGAGUGAUGCACGACAAUGGGUGAUGCAGCGUAUCUUUAAAAAGAACAACAGCAGCACAAAGAAGCAGCAGCAUAAUAAUGAGGAUGACCCUAAUGUCGAUCAUGAGACAUCAUCAUCAUCACCACCACGCCGUCGUCCAGCAUCAAUCACUGUGCAACCACAACAUCGUCAUGAGGAUGGGCUAUUGGAAAAUGAUCAAACAAAGAUCCUUAGCUAUGAACAAUACCAACAUGAGAAACGAGCCUUGAUUGGGCAAGGUUUAUCAGGUCUUAGCAACCCCAACAUUGCACGGGCAUUGGGUGUUCCUGCUGAUGACCAGCAUCAAGCUAGCUUGGCUUCGUUGUUAUUUUCCACCUCAACAUCAUCGUCUUGCACUCCACCACCACCUCCUGUAUCACCCAGUAGUAAUAGCAACCCUCAACAACAACAACAUCACCAUGUCCACUGUCAUUCCUCCACCACCCCUGCUGCCACGGAAAGUCAAAUUACAACGUCUGCUUCGCUAUCCUACCAGAAACGGGAUUCAGGAGUCUCGGUGCUUUCAAAGCCAAACCAUCAUCAUCGUCAUCAGCAUCAUCGGCAUCCUACUUCAUCUUCUAUUACAGCCAACACGGCAACUACAAUGAUGGAGGAUGCCGCCACAAGACACCAUCGUAGGAGUAAUAGUAAAAGAAGAGCACAAUCAAUGGAUAGCUUAGUGUCAGUACGAUAUCCUAAAAUGGUGCAUGUCAAGGUAUUGAGAGGGGCUGCAAUACACGCCCUUUCUUCAUCCGAUAUGUCGCUUGCAACACCUCCACAGCCAACCGACAGCAUUCCAGAUUGCUGCAUCAUGCCGGAUAAAUCAGCCUGCUGUUGCUCUUCAUAG